This is a messenger RNA of Dipodomys ordii (Ord's kangaroo rat), 4081 nucleotides long. RefSeq names its product ligase III, DNA, ATP-dependent (gene Lig3). The coding region runs from base 1 to 2643 and encodes 880 amino acids. The transcript is spliced from 20 exons. The record is from RefSeq and is a predicted model, not a curated record. Gene Ontology annotation, molecular function: DNA ligase (ATP) activity; DNA binding; ATP binding. Gene Ontology annotation, biological process: double-strand break repair via alternative nonhomologous end joining; mitochondrial DNA repair; lagging strand elongation. Lineage: Eukaryota; Metazoa; Chordata; Mammalia; Rodentia; Heteromyidae. Gene Ontology annotation, cellular component: DNA ligase III-XRCC1 complex.
AUGUUCCUCGACCCGUAUUUAAAGAGACAGGUAGUCCGGGCGUUCCAGCCGUCGUGGGCUUGCCGGCCGCCUGUGGUGGGGGUGACGCCUGGACGAGAGGCCUGCGGCCGAGUGCCACCACCGGAGAGGCCGGGGAAGGCAGAUCUGUCUUCAAAGGCAACAGGCACACCAAAGAAGAAAGCUGUGGUCCAGGCUAAGUUGACAAGCACUGGCCAAGUGGCAUCCCCAGUGAAAGGCGCUGCAGUUACCACCAGUACCAACCCCCGGAAAUUCUCUGGCUUCUCAGCUAAGCCCAACAACUCUGAGCAAGACCCCUCGAACCCUACUACUAAGACAAGCCUGUCUUCAAGCAGAUGUGACCCCAAGCACAAAGAUUGUCUGUUAAGGGAGUUUCGGAAGCUGUGUGCCAUGGUGGCUGACAAUCCUAGCUACAACACAAAGACCCAGAUCAUCCAGGACUUCUUACGGAAAGGCUCAGCAGGAGAUGGCUUCCACGGGGAUGUGUACCUAACAGUGAAGCUGUUGCUGCCUGGUGUCAUUAAGAGUGUUUACAACUUGAAUGAUAAGCAGAUUGUAAAGCUUUUCAGCCGCAUUUUUAACUGCAACCCAGAUGAUAUGGCACGGGACCUAGAACAGGGUGACGUGUCAGAGACGAUCAGAGUCUUCUUUGAGCAGAGCAAGUCUUUUCCCCCAGCUUCCAAGAGCCUUCUCACCAUCCAGGAAGUGGAUGAAUUCCUCCUGCUGCUCUCCAGGCUCACCAAGGAGGAUGAGCAGCAGCAGGCCCUGCAGGAUAUUGCCUCCAGGUGCACAGGUAAUGACCUCAAAUGCAUCAUCAGGCUGAUCAAACACGAUCUGAAGAUGAACUCGGGUGCAAAACAUGUGUUAGAUGCUCUGGAUCCCAAUGCCUAUGAAGCCUUCAAAGCCUCACGUAACCUGCAAGAUGUGGUGGAGCGGGUCCUGCUCAAUGAGCAGGAGGUGGAAAAGGAGCCAGGCCAGAGACGGGCCCUGAGUGUUCAGGCCUCACUAAUGACACCUGUGCAGCCCAUGCUGGCUGAGGCCUGCAAGUCCAUCGAGUAUGCAAUGAAGAAAUGUCCCAACGGCAUGUUCUCUGAGAUCAAGUAUGACGGGGAACGAGUCCAGGUCCAUAAGGAUGGAGACCACUUCAGCUACUUCAGCCGCAGUCUCAAACCUGUCCUGCCUCAUAAGGUUGCCCACUUCAAGGACUACAUCCCCUUGGCUUUUCCUGGGGGCCACAGCAUGAUCUUGGACUCAGAGGUGCUCCUGAUUGACAACCAAACAGGCAAACCACUACCCUUUGGGACUCUGGGAGUGCACAAGAAAGCUGCCUUCCAAGAUGCUAAUGUCUGCCUGUUUGUUUUUGACUGUAUCUAUUUUAAUGAUGUCAGCUUGAUGGACAGGCCUCUCUGUGAGCGGAGGAAGUUUCUUCAUGACAACAUGGUUGAAAUUCCUAACCGGAUCAUGUUCUCAGAAAUGAAGCGAGUCACAAAAGCCUCUGACUUGGCCGACAUGAUCAACCGGGUGAUUCGGGAAGGGCUGGAAGGGCUAGUGCUGAAGGAUGUGAAGGGCACAUAUGAACCUGGAAAGCGGCAUUGGCUAAAAGUGAAGAAAGACUAUUUGAAUGAGGGGGCGAUGGCCGACACAGCUGACCUAGUGGUUCUUGGGGCCUUCUAUGGGCAGGGGAGCAAAGGUGGCAUGAUGUCCAUCUUCCUCAUGGGAUGCUAUGACCCUAGCAGCCAGAAGUGGUGUACUGUCACUAAGUGUGCAGGAGGCCAUGAUGAUGCCACACUUGCCCGCCUGCAGAAGGAGCUAGACAUGGUGAAGAUCAGCAAGGAUCCGAGCAAAAUACCCAGCUGGCUGAAGAUCAACAAGAUCUACUAUCCUGACUUCAUUGUUCCAGACCCAAAGAAAGCUGCAGUGUGGGAGAUCACAGGGGCAGAAUUCUCCAAAGCCGAGGCUCACACAGCAGAUGGGAUCUCCAUCCGAUUCCCUCGCUGCACCCGGAUCCGGGAUGACAAGGACUGGAAGUCUGCCACUAACCUCCCCCAACUCAAGGAACUCUAUCAGCUGUCCAAGGAGAGGGCAGACUUCACUGUAGUGGCUGGAGAUGAGGGGAGCUCCACUACAGGAGGCAGCAGUGGCGAGAAUGAGGGCACCUCUGGGUCUGCUGCAUCCCGCACGACUCCCAAAGGCUCCCCCAAAAAGCCCUCUACCAGUGCCAGGAAGGCUGAAGGGAAACUGAAUAACCCCAGCAGCAAAAAUGGCAACAGGCCCGCUACAAAGCCUUCCCCUGUGAAAUUGGGAGCAAAUCCAUCCCUAAAGUUUUCUCCAGUGAAAGUAGGGGAGAAGAGGAAAGCUACUGAUGAGACCCCAUGCCAAACAAAGGUGAAGGUGCUACUGGACAUCUUCACUGGGGUGCGGCUCUAUUUGCCACCCUCCACACCAGACUUCAGUCGUCUCCGGCGCUACUUUGUGGCAUUCGACGGGGACCUGGUACAGGAAUUUGACAUAGCCUCCGCCACACAUGUGCUGGGUAGUGGGGACAAGAACUGCAAAGCCCAUGUGGUCUCCCCAGAGUGGAUUUGGGCAUGUAUCCGGAAACGGAGGCUGGUAGCUCCCUGCUAGGACUGUGCUCUUUCCUCUCCCUUAGGCCUUCCUCUUCCACUGGGCAGCCUAAGGCUCAGGCUGGAGGCAGGUAGAUGGGGAGCAGAGGGGGUGGGCUUUCUUCAGUGCAUCUUCCAAAGCCCUCCAGCAGCUCUUCAUGGUCUCUAGGACCAGGAAUUAGUUGUCGGGGGCACCACAAGUGAAGUCAGUUUCUCUUGCUGGUUGAAAUAGAUCUUUAAGAUCAGGGAGCUGGUUUUACCUGUCAUUUAAAAAGCUGAGUUUCCUGUUUUAUGGUUUGGGGAGUGAACUCAGGGGCUCAUGCAUGCCAGGCUGGUGCUCCACAUUUUUUAUCUCGCAAUACCUGUUCUUUCUCUGCCAGCUUCCCCUAGUUCUCCUUAGUGACUACAGGGUGAAGGCCGAGCAGUCUUCUCUUUCUUGUCUGCUCCUUUUCACUUCCAGAUGCAUUUUUAAAACUAUAUAAAUGACUGCCCUCACAAAUGAUUGUCUGACAAAACUUGUAUUCAGCCUGGCCCUUUUGUCAAAUGAACCCUCAUCUGAAAAAACAAAAUGAACUUUGAAGACUUUUUUCUCCAUGCUGUACAGUACAGGAGAGGAUCCCAGCCUAAAAGGGGGAACUGGCCUGGGGUCAGAAAUGCAGUCUGUGUAGAGACAAUGGUGGACACAAGAUUGGCCCUGCCUUGAGUGCAAUUCACACCUGAGGAUGCUGCUCACCAAGACAACUACAGUAGUGAUGGCUGAUACAUUUGAAGAAUGAAAAGAAGACAACUUGUGUAAACAAGCACUAUGCACAGAUGUUUUUGCAGUAAUGUCCUUAAGUCUGCACUGUUCAGCAAAGAGCCACCAAUGGCUGCCAAAUGAUGGCUAUACAACUAGCACACCUGAGGAGCUGGAGUUCGAUAUGAACCCAGCUUCAAGUAGUCACUGGUCAACAAUGGGCACUGCAUGUAGUCUGGCCAUUUCAAGUCAGAGGUGUGAAAUGUAAGCUGUAACCUUAGGCACAUUGCCUACCAUCAGAACAUCACAUCUUGCAUCUUACUGCAGCAUGGCAGGAAUAGGCAUUGCUCCUAAACCACAUUGUGGCUGUCUGUGACCUCAGAUAGGUAAAGCAACUGGCACAACCUGACAGUUUAUCUAGAGUUGCGGAAAUCUGUAUGCUAAGAUUACAGCCUCAACCUGCACCUGUACCUGUUGUACACUUACUAGGCCAGGAAUGACUUCAAGGUCCAGGUGGUGCUGACUCUUGAGGAUCAGUGUUUUUGCUUAGCACCAAAAAUCUGUAGGCUUAUUUGUCUAGUCCCUAGAGAGACUUGGCCUCUUCAACACUGGAGUAGGCCUGUAAGAUAUAUGGAGCCACACUCAGCUAAGACAGUACUCUGCUAAGGAAGCUGCUUGCUGGCUAAGGAAGCUACUUGCCAGUCAGUUUGGAGGCCAACUUGGA